Molecule: messenger RNA, 1479 nt
Organism: Cydia pomonella (codling moth)
Lineage: Eukaryota; Metazoa; Arthropoda; Insecta; Lepidoptera; Tortricidae
Exons: 3
Coding region: 519-980 (153 amino acids)
Cellular component (GO): intracellular membrane-bounded organelle; membrane
Molecular function (GO): heme binding
Source: RefSeq, a predicted model, not a curated record
AGAUAAGUACGAUUCGGGCGGCAUCGGCAGCGGCGGGCGGCGCUAGAGCGGGCGGGCACGCGGCAAGAUAACGGAUUAUUACAUCAGAUCGCGGCGCGUGCGCCUCUGCCGCCGCUACCUAUAUAAGCUGCGCGCCGCCCGCUCAUACUCAUUCACUCAUCGCUACUGAUAAAUGACACGUCUAUAUUAAUUGGUGGCAAUGAUCUACGCUCUCAUGCAUCAUCCUGAAUUUUGUGUAAAUAAACAACCAGAUUACGAACAGUGGUGGAAAAGUGACAAUUGGUGCGACUGCCAUUCUCCGCGUUUCGAGCAGCAACAGAGAUAGCAAACGGAUCGCAAGUGCAUUGAUUAAAAGACAAGCGAGACACCGGUGUUCAUUCGCAUCUAGUCCGCCUGAAGACAUCAACGCUUGAAAGCUUUGAAGUUUGACGCAGAAAUUUAAAGAAGAUUGAAGAAGGUUGAUUUUUAGAUUGAAUUUAAAGAAGUUUCUUUUGAAAGUUUAAAGAAGAAAAAUCAAGAUGGCAACGGUGCAAACUGCUUCUGAAAUGAGCCUUUCGUCAGCUCCGCUGGCCGUGCCACAAAACAAAGAUCUGGAUCUGAUGGCACUCACCAUGGCCGCGUUGCGUCUGGUGAACCCCUGGGUGAAGGCCGAGCCGGAACCCUGGCAGGAGCCCCGGGAGGAGCCGAAGGACCGCAUCAUCACCCUCGCCGAGGUCAGCCAGCACGACACUCCGCGAGAUUGCUGGGUCGUCAUCUACGACCGUGUCUACGACAUCACUACCUUCAUUGAUGAGCAUCCCGGUGGAGGCGACAUAAUGCUGGAGUACGCGGGCCAAGACGCCAGCACGGCGUUCCGCAGUUCCGGGCAUUCGCGCAUGGCCACCAAGGCGCUAGACCGGUUCCUCGUCGGCGAGCUGCCGAUGAGCGAGCGCAUGUACCGCCGCCCUGGAGGCAUCCGACUUAGCGACAUACCGGAGUAACAUAUAUGUUGGAUUUACAUUAGCCGUUAGACAUCACAACUGUAUCGUUGCUUCGAAAUCAAGAUCGAUCACAGAUUCUCCUUUUACAACGGGGAGACAUGCGGGACAUUGAGGAAUAUUUAUUUUCAUCGGCUUUCUAAUCUCGCAACUUGAAAAGCGAAAGAGGAAGCGUUGGAAUUUACAUCAGACCGCCAGACGUUUAUGCAUUAUCUAGUUCAAAGUACGGUUGUAGGACGUUAAUAAAAAUGUAAAGGUUAAACAAUUAAUAUAAUACACUAAAGGCUAUUUACUUAUCGCCUUGCAACAAUUUUAUAGCUGUUAAUUAUUAUAAUAUUAACCUUUCGCUACACAGACAGCAUAUUAAAUUACAUGAUAAGAGUGACUCUGAGGAUAGAGGCCCUCAGAGACAUGAACCUGCCUGCUUGACUGCCUGUAUGUGAUUGUCAGUAAGAUUUUUAUUAAGUAUUGAGUUUAAGUGAUUGCAUUUAUUUACUUUAAA